AUGGCAACAUCAUCAUCUUCUCGUAAGAAAAUUUUCAAAAAUCACUAUGAUAAUCUCAAAACAUGGUAUAUUGAGUACCAAAGAUUAAGUAAGAAAAUUGGUGUAUCUAUCAAUCCUGAUACUAAAGAAAUCGAGAUGCGUCCAGAAUGGUCGGAUGAUCGUAUACAGGAAAUUUUAAGAGCUGCUCAUGUCCAGAAAAAGCAACUGCAAGAUCUUAAUAUGUUUGAGAAGGUAUUCGCGAACACCUUAAUUGGAACUGAUGAUGGGUGGGUAGUUGGAAAUGGUCCCGAUGGCUAUGUGUCAUCACAAAAUUAUACGACUAAUACACAAACUGAAGGAGAUGAAUCAGAUUUGGGUGACGACCAAAAAUCAAAUUUUCAUGAAACUCCAAGCACCGAAGUUCCUACCCACAAGGAUAAAAGGGCAUCAAAAUAG
Messenger RNA from Arabis nemorensis, 435 nucleotides. The record is from the annotation of a GenBank genome assembly. NCBI's taxonomy places the organism in Eukaryota, Viridiplantae, Streptophyta, Magnoliopsida, Brassicales, Brassicaceae.